Molecule: messenger RNA, 3575 nt
Organism: Drosophila obscura
Lineage: Eukaryota; Metazoa; Arthropoda; Insecta; Diptera; Drosophilidae
Product: exostosin-3-like
Exons: 2
Coding region: 173-2911 (912 amino acids)
Cellular component (GO): membrane
Molecular function (GO): glycosyltransferase activity
Source: RefSeq, a predicted model, not a curated record
CAAGCCGAAGCUUGUUCUCUGCCAAGCAUCCCUUAUUCGUAAGGGAUAGGUCAAGCGAUUGAUGAGCCGCCAAUAAAUCAAGUCGUGACAUGGAACCUGGGGAGAGAAUACGGUAGCAGACAUAUAUAAUACAUAUAUCGGAGGAUAAGUAACACUCGCUUGUUACUUCGACAUGCGCAGCUCCGGAGACGAUUACCAUCCUUUGGACAGCAAAAGCGAAGAGGAAAAAGCGCCGGUUGUGGUAAAGACUGACUGGAUAGGCCACUGUCGGCGCGAUAUUCUCGCCCUGCUGCUCAUGCUGCUGUUUCUGAUGUCCUGUCUGGUGUACCGCAUGAAAAGAGCUCACCAAAUUAGGCUGGAUAUGUCUGCCGAGGCGACCAGACUAGAAUCCCACAUCCAUAAGCUGCAGUGGGGCAUCGGACAGCAUCAGAAGGAACUCGUGGAGCUCCAGAAGGAGCGACUGCGAGAGCAGAAGACGCUGGAGCAGCUCAAUAUCGGCGUAAAGCAAGCGCAGGAGGCCCAACGAGAGGCAGUACGAAACACUCCCAAAAUUACCCUGCCGCUCAGUUUCCUGCCCAAAUCACUGCCCCGAAAGAUGAAUACUGUUUCGACGGGCAUAGCCGCCUCGUGUGCGAUGCACAACUGCUUCGACCACUCCCGUUGCAGCCUCACCUCCGGCUUCCCAGUGUACCUAUACGACCCCGACGAGCACAGCGUCCAACGAGCUGGCUACGACAUCGAUGGCUUCCUUAAGACGACUGUCAAACAGACUCUCGGCUACAACGCGCAUAUCGUGAGGGAUCCAAAAGAGGCCUGCAUCUACCUGGUGCUGGUGGGCGAGGCUCUGCUGGAGCAGGAUCUGCUGCGAAACAACCGAUACGCAGCCCAAGAGGCUGAACAGCAGCAGCCGACUGCUCCCAGCCACACAAACGACUGUCCCAUCGACAUGCAGAAGCUCUACAACCUGCCCUACUGGGGUGGCGAUGGCCGCAACCAUGUGCUGCUUAACCUGGCACGCCGGGACCUCUCCUCCCGCAGGACGAAUGCACUGCUUCAGCAGAACACCAUGCGAGCCAUUGUCGUGCAGAGCGCCUUCGAGCUGGGCCAGUUCCGGCCCGGCUACGACCUGAUUGUGCCCCCCAUCCUGGGUCCGCCCGGAGGAGACGUUUGGCAGGAGUGUGCCAGCAUGGUGCCCGCCCGCCGCAAGUACCUGAUUUCGUUCCAGGGAGAGAUGAGACCUAAACCAGACUCCCAGGCCUCCCACCCGCUGGACGACUUCAUACUAGAACACUUGACGGACAUGUCCAAGGGACCCACUCAGGAUCAGUUCGAGCUACAGUUCCAGUGCGUGCCCGCCACGGAGCAGCAGGAGGCGGACUCUGUGUCCGACUGGACGCUCUGUGGUUCGGAUUCCUCCCGCAAGCAGCUGCUGAAGGACUCUACCUUCGCUUUGAUCCUUCCCCCGCUCAACGAGCGGGUGGCUUCUACCCUCAUGCUGGCCCGACUAUACGAGGCGCUGCGCUCCGGUGCCGUUCCCGUCAUCCUCGGGGCAGACGAACUGCGUCUGCCAUACGCGGAGACUCUGGACUGGCGUCGGGCGGCACUACUCAUGCCCAAGGCUCGCAUCACGGAGCUGCACUUCCUCCUGCGAGCCGUCCAGGAUGCGGACUUGCUUCUUCUGCGGCGCCAGGGCCGCCUCAUCUGGGAGCGCUACCUCAGUUCCGUUCAGGCCACGGUGGACACGGUCAUAGCCAGCCUACGCGAUCGCCUAGGCAUACCCCCGCGCCCGGUUCCCCCUGUGGUAUCACAAAGUGUGUUUAAGAGUACGUUUACGCCGUUGGUGGCAAAGAUUAGAUUAACCAUUGAGCCGGCGGAGUUUCUUGGCCCCAUCGAGGCCGCAUAUCCGAGCCCCGCCUUUCGCAGAAACUACACGAUUCUCCGGAUACAGUCCAAGGAGGUCUGGAACGACUGGGUAGACCCAUUCUACAUGUAUCCCCAACUGCCCUUCGACCCUGCUCUUCCCUCCGAAGCGAAGUUCAUUGGAUCCCACACAGGAUUCCGGCCAAUCGGUAAGGGCAUUGGAGGAGCCGGGAAGCAGUUUAGCGAGGCCCUCGGCGGAAACUAUCCCAGGGAACAGUUCACCAUCGUCAUUUUGACGUACGAGCGGGAGCACGCACUGUUGGGAUCGCUGCGUCGCCUCUACGGGCUGGCCUAUCUCCACAAGGUGGUCGUGGUUUGGAACUCCCCAAAGUCGCCGCAAAUCAAUGUUCGCUGGCCGGACAUCGGAGUGCCCGUGGAGGUUGUACGCGGACCGCGAAACUCCCUCAACAACCGCUUCCUGCCAUGGGACAUAAUCGAGACGGAGGCGGUGCUCUCGAUGGACGACGACGUUCAAAUCGGACACGACGAGAUUGUAUUCGGCUUCCGGGUAUGGCGCGAGCACCGCGACCGCAUUGUGGGAUUGCCUGGUCGCUACCACGCCUGGGAUGUGAGCAGCAGCAUGUGGCGCUACAACUACAGCUGCAGCUGCGAGUUGAGCAUGGUGCUCACCGGAGCGGCUUUCCUGCACAAGUACUACAUGUACCUGUACACCUAUCACCUGCCGCAGGCCAUUCGCGAUAAGGUGGACGAUUACAUGAACUGCGAGGACAUCGCCAUGAACUUCCUUGUCUCGCACAUCACCCGACGGCCGCCAGUGAAGAUCACUUCUCGGUGGAGCUUUCGCCGUCUUGGUCUAAAGACUUCGCUUAGCCAAAGACCCAAGCACCUGGAGAACCGCCACAAGUGCAUCAAUUUCUUCAGCCAGGUGUUCGGCUACACCCCCCUGCUGAACACCCAGUACCGGGCGGACUCGAUCCUGUACAAGACCCGCAUUCCGCACGACAAGCAAAAGUGUUUCAAAUACGUCUAGAUCUAGAACAGGAAUGGAUUUUCUAUCGAUUUCGUGUACUUCAUAUAGUAGGUAUGUAUUUUCCUCAUUUGCACAGAGAAUGAAUGUGUGUUUUGUUAGUACAAAGUAGUGAUAAUGCUGAUUAGUAAAUACAGAUAUAUAUAGUGUGUGUAUAGAUACUAGUAGGUGUCAGCAAACGAUCUUCAAACUGAACAAAAAUAGGAAAAUGUAAAUAUCGGAGGAUAUGUGACAUUUGUUCAUUCCCACGCGCACUUAAUGCUAAAUAUUGUAGAUAGCAAAAACUACGACUACAAGAUCUACAGAUACACAUACAUGAAUAUGAAUUCAUAAUGCUUAUCUAUCGUACAUAUGUAUGUACGAUAUAGACAUAUAUAUAUCAUAGAAUAGUAUAGUAUAGUGUCUGGUGGUGUACAAAUCGUAUAGCUGUGGACUGUGUGUGUGUUCGUUCUGUGGGGGUUUGCACGCGAGUGGCCGAGUUGAGACCAGAUCAGAUCAAGGCAGGCGGAUGCCGCUGAUGCUGCUUGUAUCACAAUUCAAACAAGGAUCCAGGAGGGCGAGGAGGGGGAGCAACUUAAUUAGGCAACUUAAAUAAUAUUUAUACAACUUAGUCGAAAGUGCUACACUAGAAAAUAGAACUUGAAUUUUGGAAUCGAUUACGCCACAA